Molecule: messenger RNA, 2035 nt
Organism: Xylona heveae TC161
Lineage: Eukaryota; Fungi; Ascomycota; Xylonomycetes; Xylonales; Xylonaceae
Product: amino acid transporter
Exons: 6
Coding region: 180-1712 (510 amino acids)
Biological process (GO): amino acid transmembrane transport
Cellular component (GO): fungal-type vacuole membrane
Molecular function (GO): L-lysine transmembrane transporter activity; L-histidine transmembrane transporter activity; L-serine transmembrane transporter activity
Source: RefSeq, a predicted model, not a curated record
UGCUCGUGCUCAUUCCAGUAAUCCUCCGCCUGAUAUCGUUCGGUUUAGCCCUUAUGAAUGCCUUCAUGAUGCUUGUCUAAUACGCUAAGCAUUCAUGGACGUGUUUAGGGAAUAAUAUAUUCUUUUGUAGUAAAUAAUUCUUUAUACAAAUCUGUUGAAUUGCCACCUUGUAUCUUAAUAUGACCACCUAUUCGACGCUCGAGGCUGCGCCUGAAAGCGAUGGCAGCCGCCCGGUUAGUCCGAUCUCUGUGGGAAGAGGCAGAGGAUCGCGCCCUCGGCGUGCACCGAAAGAGAAUGGAGUAGCCGGACAAGCCAGUUGGAUCAGUAGUGUAAUUAAUCUGGUCAAUACGAUUGUGGGUGCCGGUGUCUUGGCUAUGCCUCUCGCGCUUUCACACAUGGGCAUUCUAUUGGGUGUUAUUGUCAUAUUCUGGGCCGGUCUUACCUCAGGUUUUGGCCUUUAUCUACAGACGCGGUGCGCGAGAUAUCUCGAUCGUGGCUCCGCUUCAUUUUUCGCCCUAUCCCAGAUAACAUAUCCGAAUGCUGCCGUCAUCUUCGAUGCUGCAAUUGCUAUCAAAUGCUUCGGAGUCGGAGUGAGCUAUUUGAUCAUUAUCGGUGAUCUGAUGCCCGACGUUGUCAGAGGAUUCAAUCCCAACGCGGGUGACAUUGGCUUUCUGGUAGAUCGCCAUUUCUGGGUCACUGCGUUCAUGCUUAUUGUUAUUCCGCUCUCAUUCUUCCGCCGACUGGACUCCCUUAAAUACACCAGCGUUAUCGCUCUGAUUUCUAUCGGUUACCUCGUCAUCCUUGUCCUUUACCACUUUAUCAAGGGCGAUACAAUGGAAGAUCGUGGUCCCAUCCGGGGCAUUCAUUGGGGAGGCGCUGUCCCUACUCUCUCCAGCUUUCCUGUGGUGGUAUUUGCGUAUACUUGCCAUCAAAAUAUGUUCUCAAUUCUCAACGAAAUUCGCGACAAUUCCCCAAAGUCAACAACCAGUGUUGUUGCUUCUUCUAUUGGCUCUUCUGCGGCCGUCUACGCCCUCGUCGCUAUCACAGGAUACCUUUCCUUUGGAAAUAACGUUCGCGGAAACCUCGUGGGAAUGUAUCCUCCGUCUGUCAGUGCCACCAUUGGCAGACUGGCGAUUGUGAUCCUGGUCAUGUUUUCUUAUCCUCUACAAGUUCAUCCUUGCCGUGCGUCAACCAAUGCUGUUAUUAAAUGGAGGCCUGUCCGUUCCAAUUCGGCUCUUGGGCACACGGAUGGUACAUCCCCUCGACGCGUGCCAUUGUUGCCAAACGGGAGAAAGAACCAGCAAGGGAAGGCUGGAGAUGGCAUGAGCGAUCUGCGCUUCGCCAUCCUCACGACCGUCAUUAUUGUACUAAGCUACGUUGUCGCCAUGACUGUUUCGUCACUGGAGGCUGUGCUUGCAUACGUUGGCAGUACCGGCAGCACGAGUAUUAGUUUCAUCCUCCCCGGGCUUUUCUACUAUAAGAUCUCCUCGCCAGACUCGCCGCACCAUCAGCGCCUAGUUAAGGAGGAUGAUGACGGCGCUUACGCGGAGGAUGACCAAGAGGCUGGUGGCUUGCUCAGCGGUAUCAUCUCAAAGUCUGCGCACUGGCGCCAUACUUUACUCCGGCGACUGAGUCUUAGUCUUGCCGUCUACGGAUUCGUCGUUAUGGUUGUCUGCCUAGUGACCAAUACCUUCUUCAUCGCCAGUCACUAGAUUGACCCCUGGGGCACUUUGGCCCUAUAUUUACAUCAUGUGUGCUUUGCAUUUUCUGCACAUCUUUGGUAAUUCUUUUGUAUACCUUUAUGUUUCAUGACUUGGGACGAUCAUUUUUCAUUUAUUUUGGCAUAUAGAUGUUGAUUUAGCGACGUCCGGUCGGACUUUAUAUCCUUGUUUCUCAUUUUUCCCUCUUCUUUCUUUGGACAUACUUCAAUACAUAAUGUACUACGAUUUUUCCAAAUUAUUACUUGUAAUGCACCCUCUUGAUUCGCCAUAUUGUCAAUUGUAUUUGUUCAACCUCUAAACACAGAAAAUCUCCG